AUGAGCUCUCGCAGGCAAAAAACCAGUGUCGCUUGCAUCAAUUGCUCAAAGUCACACGUCACAUGUCAGGCUGAGAGGCCGUGCUCUCGGUGUGUGAAGAAAGGGCUUGAGGCGACAUGCGUGGAUGCGCCAAGAAAGCGCAGAAAGUACCUAGCAGAUGUGCCAGAUGAACAGCUGCCUGUUGCCGUAAAACGGGGAAAUAUUCACGAAGAGCAGCAACUCUCAAACGAAAACCGCUACAUCGCCCACAAACCACGGUUUAUGUCGAAUGCGGCAGAUUUGGAAUAUUCGAUUCUGUCGGAUAUAAUCCAGCAAGACACCCUGCUCAGUAAAAUCCCGAUGGAUCUGCUAUAUUCUCGGGAUGGUGCGAAAGAUGAAGAAAGCCAAUACAAUACUCCAAACUCUGCCUCGAGCGUGCCUUCUUUGGGAGCGCAAGGUCGACCGCCCUCUGCACGCCGAACCGGCAGCCCGGUAGAUUCUCAGAGAGUGAAAUAUGCAACAUUGUUGGGGCCGCGCGGACGACAGGCAUUGAAAACUGAAGUGGAUCUCUUUACAACGCAUUUCCCACUGCUUCCUCAAGAAGUGAAUAACUCGCGCUUCCGACGGCGGAUACACUUCGACGCCAACGUCCGUCAGUACUAUCUGAAUGACAAGACCACAUUCCCUGAGAUAUUAGACCAGAUUGAGCCAAAGCCGAAAUCUAUUUCUUUGGCACUUGAUAUCUCGUCCCCUGAUGCAAGAGCCGUCCAGAACUUCCCCGACGUACCGCACUCGCUGCGGUAUGCUACGCCCAUGGAAAUAUACACUCUAAUCUCGAAGCCAUUCUCCCACACCUCAGGAUUUCACUCGCUCCUUCAGUACCUUCGCAGUCGUUUCAAUCGAGAGGAUAUCGUAGAGAUGUGCCGCUCCCUGGCAGAAUUCCGUCCCACGUUUAUCGCUAUCGCAGUGACUCUCACCGAAGAAGAUAUGAUAUUUAUGGAACAAUGCUACCAAAGAACACUCUUAGAGUACGAUCAGUUCAUCUCGCAGAUGGGGACUCCGACAUGCGUAUGGCGACGCAAUGGCCAGGUCUCCUAUGUGAACGACGAAUUCUCGCUGCUUACGGGCUGGACCAGGGCAGACCUACUAUUUAAAAUGACGUUUAUCGUGGAGCUGAUGGACGACGAAAGCGUACGGGAGUACUUUAAAACGUUCAACCGAGUAGCGUAUCGGGACUUUAAGGGCAGCGAGCGAAUGAAGACCUGCAAAUUGCUAACGCCGUUCCGUGGCCGCGAGGUAGAGUGCUGUUGCAUCUGGACGCUCAAGCGAGACGUCUUUGGGCUGCCGCUCAUGAUAAUAGGCAACUUCAUGCCAAUCAUUGGCCAAAGCUAA
This is a messenger RNA of Lachancea thermotolerans CBS 6340, 1371 nucleotides long. RefSeq names its product Ert1p (gene ERT1). Gene Ontology annotation, biological process: cellular response to starvation; regulation of DNA-templated transcription. Lineage: Eukaryota; Fungi; Ascomycota; Saccharomycetes; Saccharomycetales; Saccharomycetaceae. The record is from RefSeq and is a predicted model, not a curated record. Gene Ontology annotation, molecular function: DNA-binding transcription factor activity, RNA polymerase II-specific; RNA polymerase II transcription regulatory region sequence-specific DNA binding; zinc ion binding. Bases 1 to 1371 code for a protein of 456 amino acids. The transcript has a single exon. Gene Ontology annotation, cellular component: nucleus.